AUGCCGCGGCGCUCCGGUGUCCCCGCUCAAAUGCUGCCUGAGGAAGCAGGCGUUUGGCUGACCUCACAGUUGCUGCCGGCUGAGAUAGCUCGCCUACGACUGCUCUUCAAUGAAUUUGACCGAGACAAAGACGGGCGACUUGAUGCCCGCGACAUAGCCAGAGAAAUGCGUCAAGAUGGCAUAGUGCUGCCCCUUGCGCAACUUCAGGAAUGUGUGUGGUGA
Eimeria necatrix is the source of this 222-nucleotide messenger RNA. Its product is annotated as EF-hand domain-containing protein, putative. Gene Ontology annotation, molecular function: calcium ion binding. The record is from RefSeq and is a predicted model, not a curated record. The transcript has a single exon. Lineage: Eukaryota; Apicomplexa; Conoidasida; Eucoccidiorida; Eimeriidae. The coding region runs from base 1 to 222 and encodes 73 amino acids.